UUUAUUCUCUUGUGCUCCCUUGGAUGCAUCUGAGCGCACAAAACCAAGGCAACGAAUACAGAGGAAAGCAAAGUACGUCUGUUCAGCAGCACUUACACAAGGACAAGACUACGAGCAGUUCGUAUCUAAAUCCCCCUGAUAAAUCAUUUAUCAGCACCCUGGAUAGCGCCGCUGGAUCCUUCUCUGCUCUCAAUUGCCCAGUCGUUCCAGGCGCAGAGCGCAGCGCACACUCCAAGCCCAGCAUGUCCCUGUCUGUGUCCCCAAGUGACACUGUCCGCUUGGUGUUCUUUGGAGCUGCCGGGGUCGGUAAGACUGCCCUGAUCCAGCGAUUCCUCAAUGACCGUUUCGAUGAUCGCUACCGGCGCACAGUGGAGGAGAUGUACUGCCUGAAUCCCGAGCCUGGGGCGCUCCAGUUGCGCAUCCAGAUCCUGGACACCAGCGGCAGCUACUCCUUCCCGGCUAUGCGCAAACUCAGCAUCCAGCAAGGGGACGCCUUUGCCCUGGUCUUCUCUCUGUCAGAGCCGGACUCCUUCCAGGAGGUGGAGAGGCUGAGGAGUGAGAUCAUCCAGGUGAAAGGAGACGCAGAGGUGCCCAUAGUGGUGGUUGGCAAUCAGAUGGACUUGUUCCCUGGGCUGGAGGCUGGCCAGCAGGUGGAUCUCCGGGCAGCUGCCACCGCAGAGUUGGAAUGGGACUGUGGCUAUGUGGAGACCUCGGCUAAGGUGGACUACCGAGUGUGGGACGUGUUCCACCAGCUGAUCCGCAGGGUCAACUCACCUGCCUGGCUGAGCCCAGCCCUAGAGAGGCGCAGAGCCAGUGCGCAGCCAGAGGCAAACAGGAGCCAGCAGCGCAGGAAACCUCAGAGCUGUACUUUAUCCUAAAGCAGUCUCAUAGGAAUGGAUCUCCAUCUCUGCAGGCCCUGUACCAGCAGCUGAAACUAUGGCCUCUCCAGCCCCAUUAGUGUUAGGGCCACUUGGUACCCAAAAAGCCUUGGGUGUCCAUUGGAAUGAUUACAUGGGUGGGACAUUUCCGAACAAACCACUGGCGAACAAUGUUCCCUCUAAGGUGUGCGCUUGUGCGCUCAAACAGGCACAGUGGGUGAGGAAAACUGUAUCCUUGUGCAAAUCCAGGGGUGCUAGCUAUUGAUAUUCUUAUAGACCAUCAUACAACUAUACUAGCAUAGGUAUUCUCCUGUACUAAGCACAAUUAAGCAGGAACAGUCCCCUUGCUCAAGUUUGCUCAUAGCCUGUACAGAGAGAUGCCAUAAAACUAUACCAGCAAAGGUUUUUACUAUAAAGCAGGAAUGUUUCAGGUUAGUUCGCCUUUAAAGAGUGUGUCCACUAACUUGUGUCUGUGCUGUGCAUGCAAAAAUGUGUAAUUUUAAAAAAAUGUGAGUAUGGGUGAUGCUGCGCACACAUUUGUACACUGCUCCUUAAAAGUUCCAUAAUAAUUCUUUUGCACACAGACUAAAGUAAAUUAGAAGGAACAUUGCUGGUGAAUGAGAGAAGGCAUCCCUGCCAACCUGAUGGCACUUACUACAAGUGCACAGUGAGAGAGUGCCAAGUCUCCCAGCCACAGAGACUGGACCAGCCGCACUGGUGGAUAAGAGAAGCCGUCCCUGCCAACCUGAUUGCACUGCAUACGAGUGCCAAAGUGAAUGCCAAGUCUCCCAGUCAGUCACAAAGGCAGGGCUGUGCUUGCACAAAGCCACUCUAGGGAUAAGAAAUCGGAAACAGUUACUCUAGGAAGAAACAGUAGUCUGUGUUGCAAAAUAUUUGCUCAGUGUGUAAAGAACUGGUUAUAUAAUCUGGGUGGGACACUACACGUUUUUUAUACCCCGUAACACCUGAUAAAGAAAAUAGACCUACUGUAUUUGCCUAAGGUUGCGAAUGAAUGCUAUUUAUCAGCCGACUGCUUGGUACUGUAGAACAAGAGCUGAUACCUGGCCUUCCUGCCCCCACAGGAAUAAAUGCUCAUUCUAAAAAACUGUGGGUCAUGUGGUUGCAGCCCUAGUGUUACCUGUGUUAGUGAAUGAGCUUCUUGUGCCAAAAACAUCAUUACCCCUUGCUAUAAUUGGAUGGGGGGGCAGUGUCUUUUAUAAUUUAUUUUACAUUGUGGAAGAAUAAUGACUGUCACAGGCAGAGAUGGAAAACCCGUGGUUGUCAAGAUGUUGCCCAAAACCCCCCAUGGGUCACCCAAGACUGUUCCAAGGACAAUGCUACAAGGCUGUUAUAUCAGGGACCCUGUGCUUAUAUGCUUCUGAUACAUUCACCCGGUUUGCACUUUAAUACUAGUGUUGCUUUGUGAAGGGGAAGUUAGAACUGUUAUUACUGCACACUUCUGUAACGUUUUACUUCUGUCUGUAAAUAAAAACAAUGCUUUGUAUUGAA
Xenopus tropicalis (tropical clawed frog) is the source of this 2387-nucleotide messenger RNA. RefSeq names its product ras-related protein ras-dva (gene ras-dva1). Gene Ontology annotation, molecular function: GTPase activity; GTP binding. Bases 243 to 878 code for a protein of 211 amino acids. The transcript has a single exon. Gene Ontology annotation, cellular component: plasma membrane. The record is from RefSeq and is marked provisional. Lineage: Eukaryota; Metazoa; Chordata; Amphibia; Anura; Pipidae.